Colletotrichum higginsianum IMI 349063 is the source of this 3789-nucleotide messenger RNA. Its product is annotated as C2H2 type zinc finger domain-containing protein. Gene Ontology annotation, biological process: regulation of DNA-templated transcription. The transcript is spliced from 5 exons. Gene Ontology annotation, molecular function: DNA binding. The record is from RefSeq and is a predicted model, not a curated record. The coding region runs from base 1 to 3789 and encodes 1262 amino acids. NCBI's taxonomy places the organism in Eukaryota, Fungi, Ascomycota, Sordariomycetes, Glomerellales, Glomerellaceae.
AUGACCACAAUCCCAGAGGACAUGGACGAGUUCGUCAACUGGGAGGCGGCCGCUGCAGAAGUCGGCAACAUCUUCAACAUGUCCUCCCAGGAUGUGGCUGUGCCGCCUACCGACCCCAACCUGGAUCUGGAUCUGGUUCUGGAGAAUGCCGAUGACGACGACUUUGGUUUCUUCGCCCUCGAACACUUUUCGGGGGGGGCUGCUCCAGGAAUCCAGGCCACUGACAACCCGGUCGAUCUGGUUCACGACAGUCAGUUAACUAGUGCUCAGGAGGACUGGUGGUACACCCCUGAUGCGCCGUGUGACAGCUGCAUCCUUGGGGGCUACCAGUGCAAAAAGAUCAAAGAAGCCGGUUCGAGCGUCUAUGAGCAUUACUGCACGUCUUGCGUUGCCUUGAGGAGCGAGUGCAGCUUUGCCAAACACUUGCCCGCCACCGCUCGCCUCGGCCCGCUCGAACCGCUACCCUCCUCGAACCCCUGGCCUACCAUGGGAGACCACCCGCGCUCCGUUCGCGAGGACAGUGGCAUUGCGGACCUCUUGCACUCCCAAAACCCAUGGCCUGCCAUGGGAGACCCCCCCGGUCCCACCCGGGACGAUGGUGCCAUGCUUGCUGGCUUGCCGGCGACUUCAACGCCGGACCUAUUGCGGAGCCUGACGGCUUCCGCGUCCGCCGAUGAGCCAGCCGCCGCCGUACCGCCGACCAAGACGACGACCUCCGCCAAAAUCGGAGCCCGGUUCUCGCGGGAGUCUGUCCGUAUCUUGAAAAACUGGCUCUCGACGCACACUCGCCACCCUUACCCCAGCGACGAAGAGAAGGAGAUGCUCCAACGCCAGACAGGCCUCAACAAAACCCAGAUCACCAACUGGCUUGCCAACGCCCGCCGUCGCGGCAAAACACAGGCACCUCGAUCCACCUCACCCCACCCCCGCAGCUACAGCGGCGCUAUCGACAUCCCUCAGAGACGAGGAACGCCUGCCCCGGAUGGCAGAGUGCGCCACAUGAAUCCCUUGGAGCGUUGGGUCGACUCCCCUCCCGAAAACGAACCUGCCGAAGUGACCGCCAUCGCUCGCGCCGUUGCGUCCAGCUCCGGAGCGUCCUCAUCAGGUCUUACGAGCCCGUACAGCUUCAAUUUCACCGACGAUGGUUCUGGUCGGUCCCUCUGCAACGCCUCCUCGGCCAGCAGUCUGGGAACUUCCCACUCCAGCGGCGGCUCUUUCGCCUCCGCAUACUCACAUGCUUCCCGCGGCUCGUUCGGCUCGUUCGGAUCCUUCAAUCGUGGCCGCCGUCGCCGGAGGAGGCGUGCCGGUGCCAACCCCGUUGACGAGAAGACCUCUCUCGCCCCCGCUUCAAAGACCUUCCAGUGUACAUUCUGUACCGAAACGUUCAGAACCAAGCACGACUGGCAACGGCACGAAAAGUCCUUGCACCUUUCCCUGGAGAGAUGGGUCUGCAGCCCUGAUGGUCCGGUGGCUCUCAAUCCUGAGACGAAUCAGUUAUGUUGCGUCUUCUGUGGCGAAGCCAACCCGGAUCAGGCUCACACGGAGAAGCACAACCACUCCCAGUGCCAGGAAAGAAGUUUGGAAGAGCGCACCUUUUAUAGGAAAGAUCAUUUGAACCAGCACUUGCGCCUUGUUCACGACACCAAAUUCUCCGAAUGGUCUAUGAAGUCCUGGAAAGUCGCCACGCCAGAGAUUCGGUCACGAUGCGGUUUCUGUGGCUGUGUCCUCGACUCGUGGAAACAGAGGACCGAACACCUCAGUGAACAUUUCAAGGGCGGAACCACCAUGGCCGACUGGAAGGGAGACUGGGGUUUUGAAGCACCGGUGCUCGAAAUGGUUGAAAAUUCGAUACCGCCAUAUCUCAUUGACAAUGAGCGAAACUCGCCCUAUCCCUAUCAGGCCUCCGGCGCCCCUGCAGAGACGCCGCGCUCAGCUUAUGAGCUCAUCAAAGUUGAGCUGGCACACUUUAUGCAGAAUCACUACGACAAGUAUCACACUUUGCCUAGCGAUGAGCAGAUGCAGCUCGAGAGUUGCCGUAUCAUUUUCGCUUCUGAAGUCUUGUCCAUUAGGGAGAUCUCGUACCCCUUUUCGUGGUUGCGUGAUCUGUUGAUGGGAGACGACGACCUGAUGAGACAAGCGAAGAUAGGAAAGAUGCGAUCGCAGGCAGAAAACAGACUGUCGACCCUAAAGCUCAACGGCAAGGAUACUCUCUUCGAGCGUUGUCCCUUGGAAGAGCAACUCCACGAGUUUGUCAGGGCGAAGAGGCUACUGGGGCUAACGGCCAUGGAUGAAGAGUUGCAGACGGAGAGCUGUAACAUUGUUGGCCGCAUCGAGGAGGUUUCGACGGCACCCAGCGACUUCAUCGCCAGCUGGCUUGUACGAUGCAUCAACCGAUCCACCAACUGGCUAGCCAACUUCAGACAGCGGGCCCACCUUCCCAGAACCGAAGACAUCGUCGUCGAGAACGAGCGGUCGACCGACGCCACCAAGAUCGACUCGACCAUCCACAACUACAGCAGGCUGGAGCGUUCCUUGGCCGACUACUUGGAGAGACAGAGGAGCAUGGGCAUCGAACCUUGUAAUGACAGCCUACAGAGGGAGGCCAGGAUCAUUAUAUACGAGUUCGAUGACGGUUGGAACCAGACCGCCGCUGAUAAUCUGGACUGGCUUGCGGCAUUCCGACAUCGCCAUCCGUCUGCCUCCGUACAGGCCUCAAGCUUAACGACGACGCCUGCUUCUCAAAGCCAACUUUCUCAGGGUGGUAUUCAACAAGCCAUCUCCGAGACCUCCCCAUCGAAUGUUUCCUCCGCCAACGCCUCAAAAAGCUUGGCAUGUCCUUUCGUGACAGACGAAAUCGCCGGUGAUUACGGAGCACGCGAUCAGGCUCCUCACUCUCUCACCCAGACCGGCCCAUUUUUCCUCAACGACGCGAACUGUUUUCGUCGCUUGAUGAGAGAGCUAGCACGAUGGACUUCGAAAUAUCCGCCGGAAUCAAUCACGGAUGAGAUGCUUCAGCGACAGGCGAGAGUCAUCCUAUACAAUGAUGACGAUCCCUGGAACCAGACGGCGGCCGAUAACGCCGAAUGGUUGCUUCGGUUCAAGCGCGAUUGUGGCUUGAUCCGCGACCCCGGCCCCGGCCUGCCCCCUGGAGAUGCCUGGUCGCUUGCGCAAGGCGGCACCGGUUUCGCGCCCCCAUACGCCUUUCCCAAGGGCGCCAUGGCCCCCUUCAGCGAGAAGACAACGGAUGUGCCGAUCCGGAAUGUCAAGGUCUUUGAGAUCCAGUCGGACAUCACAAACCGCUACCUGGAAACGUUCAAGACCAGGUACCCGAAGCCGGCCACAAUCUUCUGCUCUCGCGAGCUUGAGGAUGGGCUCGUCAAGUUUGUCGAGACAGAGAUGGCACUUUCGGGGCAGUUCCCGGACGACGACUCUCUUAGAGCGCAUGCCUCUUUCAUACUAAAUGCUCCCGAAACCGCAGCGAACGAUUCUGCUUUGCUGGGCAAGUUCAAGGGUUGGAUGAUGACGAGGGGACAGCAGUCUGGCCAGCAGCAAAAACGACGGCAGCAGCAGCCUGUCCUGUUCCAUCCGCAGCCUCGAAUGCCAGCUCCGUCGGCAUCGGCGUCGGCGUCGGUGCCGACUUUGCCUACGGGCAUGGACCUGACGCUCUCGGACGCGGAGAUGAACAAUAUUCUGCGAGACAUGAACUUUGACCUGAGCACCGCGGACUUGGAGGGUCUCGACAUGAACAUGGGGAUGGAUUUCAGCGGCGAGGCAGGGCCUUCUUCCUAG